GAGCUUUACUCAACUUUGAAAUGCACAGCGGGAGCAGGCUCAUCAAUCAGCGGUUAACAAUACUAUGGUAUAUAAUGCAAUUAAGUCUUCAGUUGUUGAUGUCAAUACUUUCGUACAGUGCUGUAUUUUGUAUGUCAUCGACAAGUUUUAGGAACAUAAGAAACACAAUGAAAACGAAAAAGUUAAUGGUUAACGGAAUAUACGUAUAUAAACAAAUGGAUUUCGCGCGAAAGUCAAAUAAUUCUAAGCAGUGGACAUGGCGGCAGAACGAUCACCGCCAGGUCCACUGCAAUUGAACCAGGUUWUCGGACGUUCUCUCAAUCCCUUGAAGAAAUGGUAUGCCUUGUCAAGCGACUGGUGCUACAGGAUAAGAGARUUUAUGAUUAGCGACUGGUAUGAGCUAUUAUCCGAGGACAUAGUCGAAGUCCGUAUAAGAGAACUAACAUGCAGCGAGGGAAGACGAGUUCCUCUAGAAUGGUUUGGCUCUGCCAGAAAGAAAGACUCGGUGGUUGUCGCUACUUUGUUUGGAAUUCUUGGGAGAGACAUGAGACGGAAAAAGCCUGGUGAAUCUACGUUCUUCAAGUCUUCUGAAUUCUUGCUUCUGAAAGAAAUGAUUAACGCGAUCUCUCUUCAUGGAAAAAUGGCGGGAAGCCAUCUUGAUCAAAGUCCUGAGGCGGGAAAAACUAUGUUCGAGAGUCCUGUUAGAAAUCCCAUCUACGAAACUCCCCCUUCCACUCCARAAGAACCAACAAGGCUUACAGAUCGUCCAAAGCUAAAAGACAUAUCGCAACAAUGCGAAGUUAUCGAGCAGUUGGACUUCAAUGUGGUUGGGCCUCGAAUAAGCAUCAAGCAAGCAAAAACUGCCUCAAAAGCCAUCAUCAACAAUAUGAAGAGUAUGACUACAAAUAAUGCCGCCUGUAUUGGAAAAAGUUUGGGGUACAGCUUUUUGUAUUCAGCUGAAGAAGACAAAUCAUUUGCAAGAGAAGUGGUUUCUUCUGCGAUYGCUGYUGUUGGUAAAAAACAAGGGAUAAAGAAUGCUUUCACAAGUAUAGUCGAUAGUGAUAUUCACUCUCAGUUCGUCAACGCUAUGAGGGUACCAGAUUGGUUACAACUUUAUGUAAAGUUAACCACUAAAUUACCAGACAAGUCAUGGCAAAGUGUCUUAAACUUUCUCAAUCUUGGUCGAAGUGGGAAAAAUAUUGAUGCAGGCAUCUUGCUAACCAGCAAUGAGAUGAAAGCCCAGAAAGAGCUUGUGUUCGAUGUAGUAAAAACUACAUUUGAUAUCCAGCCUGUAGUCCCUAAGGAGCUGAGAGGGUAUGGUGUAAGUCUUCCAAUGGUUCUAGCUUGGGCUAUAAGGGAAUCAAGGCUACACCAAGGUHCUGAACAUGCAGACACCCUUGAAUUCAAUCUUAAGCUUGAUGGAAGACCUCUGGCAGGACRAGAACAAGUUUCUGUUGGAAUAGUGCCCAUAUCAAGCCAUGGUGCUGACAGUGGCCAAAGUGCUCUUUCUGUUUAUCCACUAGCAAUUGCUAACUGUCAAGAAAAGAGGGAAGAAGUGACAAGUUUAAUUCAAAGGGUGAACAAAGAAAAGAACACAAUUAAGCAAGAGGGUCUCUAUGUUGAUGGUAGAAUGUWUAAAAUAAAGUUCAAAGUGACCAUUGAUUAUAAGGCUAUGCUCAUGUUAAUGGUAAAGAAGAAAGACUCCAACUUCGUAUUGGGUGGCCGUGGAGUUGAUGUUGAAUUUUGCAUCUUUUGUGCAGCAAAACGGGCUUGUUUGAAACACUGGAAUGGAGCUUUUGAUGAAGUAUGCACAGAAUGUUUGGCUUCUAAAGCCAAUAUUGGAAAGUAA
Actinia tenebrosa (Australian red waratah sea anemone) is the source of this 1849-nucleotide messenger RNA. RefSeq lists its product as uncharacterized. NCBI's taxonomy places the organism in Eukaryota, Metazoa, Cnidaria, Anthozoa, Actiniaria, Actiniidae. Gene Ontology annotation, molecular function: cysteine-type peptidase activity. The record is from RefSeq and is a predicted model, not a curated record. Gene Ontology annotation, biological process: proteolysis.